Messenger RNA from Scatophagus argus, 2927 nucleotides. RefSeq names its product LTO1 maturation factor of ABCE1 (gene lto1). The transcript has 5 exons. The coding region runs from base 198 to 623 and encodes 141 amino acids. The record is from RefSeq and is a predicted model, not a curated record. NCBI's taxonomy places the organism in Eukaryota, Metazoa, Chordata, Actinopteri, Scatophagidae.
AGGAGGAAAGCAGAUCCGGUUGGUGGCUGUGACAAGCAUGUGGUGACAAGGAUGGAAACGGAUGGAAACCGAAGACUCAGCUGGAUGUCAGCAUCCUACAGUUUACGUACAUAUUGAAAAACACACACUCAUUAAACUGCGCUGUCAAAACUCUGUGAGAACAGUGUUUACAAAAUACACGUUUAAGCUCCGUGAAGAUGGCUGGUCGAUCUGGAAAUGAAGAUCUGUUUGACAGUAUUGUUAUGGCGGAUGAAAGGUUUCGAGGGGAGGGCUACCGGGAGGGAUUUGAGAAAGGGACUCGUCGAGGACUGCAGGACGGUCGCAGACAUGGAGCCUGUCAUGGGGCCAAGCUGUCGACUGAGAUUUCCUUCUAUUAUGGGUUUGCCAUCACAUGGAAGUGUCUCCUCCAACAUAAUACAGAUGUCAAAUCAAGAAAGCGUAUGAAGGCAGUGGACUCUCUCCUGGCUUUGGUCCAAAACUCCCCUCAUGAUGAUCCGCAGUCUGCACUGCUGCAAGACAAUACGGAGAAACUUCGUGCAAAGUUCAGACAGGUUUGUUCUAUGCUGAGGGUACCGACUGACUUCAAGGAUUACAUCAAAACUUGUGAGCAGACAUCUUUCUGAAUCUCUGGUGAUGAUGUGGAGGAGGAGCUGAGCUGACCUCUGUUGUGAACAGAAGAGGAGGAAGCUGAGCUGCUAACAACCAGCAGCUGUGAUGUUAAACUUUGAGAGGACAUCAAGUGACUGUCUGCAGUGGUGACUUUGACUUAAUGUUAAUCUGUAUUGCACUCAGUUGUGUUUUUUACACACAGAACAUUUGAGGUAAGAAGAUACGUUUGGAAAACAGAUUAACAGUGGGUGUAUGCUGCUCCCAUUGAACUGUGCGUGGUGUGGACAAAUUGAUAGAAAUGUAUGACAUAGUAUGGCUCAACAGCACCAUAAACUACAAAAUUUCUCUUAUUCAACUUAUUCUCCAGCUGAAUGAAGACAAGCUGAAGAUUCUAACCUCUAUGAAUUAACAUUUCUUAGAGGACUGUUGCUUAGACGGCAUUAGUUGUAGCUGUGUGUACCUAAUAAAAUCCACAUGUAGUUAUGGUAGCAUAAUUUAAUCAAGUAAAGGUAGCAAUACAGCAGGGCCACCCUGUUACAAGUGAAAGUCCCACAUUCAGAACUUUGCUAAAAAAAAAGUGGAUCAUAAUCUGAUUGAGUUAAAUGUGACCUUAAUUGCGCUAUAUUUAAUAUUUAAACAUAGUAAAUAUGUUGUAUUAAAUAUGGUUAGUAGAGUAUAUUUAAUGUGUCAUAAUAAUAAUUGUAAAAUAACUAGUAACUUAUCGAAUAUGUUGAACAUAUACUUACACACACAAACUAUGAAAUGUAGCUGAGUAGAAGUAAAAAAGUAAAAUGUAAUUGCUCAAGUAAUGUAAAAGUACCUCGGAAUUGUACCUAAGUACAACACUUGAGUAAACGUACUCCUCCUGUUAUAACAAUAAAAUGCUGAUGACGUGUUAAUCAGUAUAUCUUUAUUCUUUGGAAGGGACCAACAAAUCAAAUGCCUUAAUAUUUAGCUUAUUAUUACUUCAGUGCAAAAAAAAAAUAAAGUGAUGCUAGAGGAACUGAUUCAAUUCCAGUUUGCCAAAUAGCCAUUAAUCAAAACAUCAGUAUUUGACUACCUGGGAAUGAGACUCAGUAGUCACCUCACUGUCUGUUGUCAGAAUUGCUGAUGCCUAGAAACAUCCCGAAUGCAGCAAAAUGAAGAGAAAAUAAGAAAAUACAGACAGACAGACUAUGGUCUGUGUAGAAAUAGACCUCACCCCAUGUAAGUGAUGAUUGAAAGGGAUUAUUUUUAUAUGAGUCUAUACAUUGUUUUGAGAAAAAAUCUGCAUAGUAUACCUUUAAUGGAGGACUUUUGCAUUGUGGUUUUGUAAGUAACUUCGGUGAGGGAUUUGAAUACUGAAAGAAAGAAAACAGCUCGUCAAAGCAUCUCAACAAAACUGAAAUGGGUGUUAAAUAUAAUCUGCGUGAUGGAAAGAUGCCUCCACAGACAAAAGAGAGAAGAUAUUCUGCAAACUUCAGAAACAACAAGCCACUAGAGGGUGGUGAUGUCACUCAGUUAUUAUACCACGCUAACAAACAGUCUCUGGUCCUUCUCUCUCCCUCUGGGAAAGAACUGGCCGCUACACUGAUUGUUAGGGUGAAUAUAUUCUUCUCCAACACUGUGGUUUAUAAAUGGGGUAUAAUAACAAAUAUUGUUUAUUAAAGAAGCAGUAAUAAUGGCUUUACCUGAAUAACCUCAUCGCUGUUGUGUACCAAAGACACAUUGUGUGAUGAUGAAGGGCACAAAUAAAUAUUCUGUUAUGGAUUUAUCUUACUCCGGUUUCCUCCACAGUCCCAAAAACAUGCUCAUUAGGUUAAUUGGCUACUCUUCACUGGCCCUUGAUGUGAGUGUGUGAGCAUAUGGGAUUGUCUGUCUUUGAAAAGUCAACCACUGACACCCCCCAGACCCUCACACACAUACACACACACACACACACACACUCUCUCUCUCUAUCCUUCUUUCUCUCCUCCUUCCUCCCUCUCUCUCUCUCUCUCUCACACACACACACUCACACACACUUUUUUCUUUCUCUCUCUCUCCCACUCUCUCUCUCUCUCACACACACACACACACACAGACACAUGCACUCUCCCCUUGCACGUUCAUCACUCUGCACUUUAUAAAAACGCGCGACCAUCUGCAAAUGUAUACCUCCACCAUAACCAGGCACAUCCCCUUGUACAUGCAGAUGUAUAUGUAUACUAUCUAUACGGACCUUUUGCAUUUCACUAUUUAUCGUUAUUUUAUUCUCUUUUCUUGUGUAUGUCUGCUGCACCAGAUGCCAAAACAAAUUCCUCGUAGGUGGAACCUACCUGGCAAUAAAAGUUUUUUUG